Molecule: messenger RNA, 1723 nt
Organism: Tarenaya hassleriana
Lineage: Eukaryota; Viridiplantae; Streptophyta; Magnoliopsida; Brassicales; Cleomaceae
Product: lysine histidine transporter 2
Exons: 7
Coding region: 173-1498 (441 amino acids)
Cellular component (GO): plasma membrane
Source: RefSeq, a predicted model, not a curated record
CGACGCCAUUGUAGCGCCUCCUUCACCGCAGUUUGACAGUUUCUCGUGGUGAGGUUCUGUAAAUUCUCCGCAGAAUCUCUUUGCCCCUCACAGUCUGCUUGUCUCUGCUGGUGAUCGGAGAUCGCAAAAGUGACCGGAGAAGAAGAAGUAUAAGAAGAGGACGAAGAAGAAGAUGAGGCACAGUGAGCUGUCUGAGAGCGAAGCCGCCGCCGCGAAGCAGAAGAACAUCGAUGAUUGGUUGCCGAUCACGUCCUCCAGGGACGCCAAAUGGUGGUACUCGGCGUUUCAUAAUGUCACGGCCAUGGUCGGCGCCGGUGUCCUCAGCUUGCCUUACGCCAUGUCCAACCUCGGAUGGGGACCCGGAGUGACAAUUAUGAUCAUGUCGUGGGUGAUCACGCUGUACACCCUGUGGCAGAUGGUGGAGAUGCACGAGAUGGUUCCUGGGAAGAGAUUUGACAGGUACCAUGAACUCGGACAACAUGCUUUCGGCGAGAAGCUCGGCCUCUGGAUCGUCGUGCCUCAACAGCUCGUCGUGGAAGUCGGUGUCGACAUCGUUUACAUGGUCACGGGAGGGAAAUCCUUGAAGAAAGUCCAUGAUCUCCUCUGCAAGGAUUGCAAAGACAUCAGAUUAACAUUCUGGAUCAUGAUCUUUGCUUCCAUCCACUUCGUUCUGGCUCACCUCCCCAAUUUCAACUCCAUCUCCGGUGUCUCGCUCGCUGCCGCGGUUAUGUCCUUGACAUACUCCACUGUCGCGUGGACGGCAUCAGUGCACAAGGGGGUCCAGCCAGAUGUUGAUUACAGUUACAGAGCUUCGACCGAGACAGGAAAAGUGUUCAAUUUCUUGAAUGCUCUGGGGGAUGUGGCCUUUGCUUAUGCAGGACACAACGUUGUGUUGGAGAUUCAGGCAACCAUCCCUUCAACUCCGGAGACGCCGUCGAAGAUUCCCAUGUGGAGAGGAGUCGUCGUCGCUUACAUCGUCGUCGCCAUCUGCUACUUGCCUGUUGCGUUUAUCGGAUAUUGGAUGUUCGGAAAUGCCGUCGAUGACAACAUCCUCAUCACCUUGGAGAAGCCCACUUGGCUUAUUGCUGCCGCUAACUUGUUCGUCGUCAUCCAUGUCAUUGGAAGCUAUCAGAUUUACGCGAUGCCGGUCUUUGACAUGUUGGAGACAUUCUUGGUAAAGAAAAUGGGAUUCAACCCUUCAUUCAAACUCAGAUUUAUCACCCGCACUCUAUACGUUGCUUUCACAAUGUUCAUCGGCAUCUGCAUCCCCUUCUUUGGCGGACUCCUCGGCUUCUUCGGUGGAUUCGCCUUCGCUCCUACAACAUAUUACCUUCCAUGCAUCAUGUGGCUCGCUAUCAAGAAACCCAAGAGAUUCGGUCUGUCUUGGACCGUUAACUGGUUCUGCAUAAUAGUGGGAGUUCUAUUGACGAUCAUAUCUCCAAUCGGUGGACUGAGAACAAUCAUCGUCUCUGCCAAGAACUAUACAUUCUUCUCGUAAAAAAAAAAAAGAAAAGAAAUCGUUGGUCGCAUAUGGGAGAAUGGGUGGAAAAUAAAUGUGUCACUGUUGAAUGUCGAUUUGUUUUCUAUGUUGAUGGUGGGGUGGGCGUCUUUUAUUAUUAAUGUUAUUAUUAUUACGCUCUGUCUGUCGGUUGAUGAGUUUUAAUGAGCUGAUUACUUCUUGUCUGAACUCGCAUAAUAUUUAAUUAUCAUUCUCCUUCUCAUC